AUGGUCACUACAAGAGCCCAAUCGCAGACCCCGCGCAGGUCAAGGGGUCGAGUCUCGUUUCCUGGUGACUCUGCUACCAACUCACCCGCUACACCUACGCCAGCUCCUCGCUCCAACUCGUCGCGUUCCUCUCCCACCAAAAAGGCCUCGACUUCGACCCCUUCUUCACCCGCCGUCCGUCGACGCGAAUCCUCCGUCAUGAGCUCCAAGUCGCUCUCCAAGCAGCAGCUGGGUCCCAAGACGCAGCAUUACGAGUUUGCUGGUCCCUUUGGCGCCGCCUUUGUCUCGCUCACCGUGCCCUUUUUCGCCUACUACCUCUACUUUGGAUGCUCCGACAAGCUCGGCUGUGCGCUCACGCUGCCUAUCGACAACCCGGAUGCGCUUCGCUCCCUCUUUGUUCAGGGCGUCAAGGACAGCCUCUUUGACACCACUGCCUGGGCCAUCUACGCCGCUUGGUACGCCUUCACCGUGCUUGCUUGGAUCGUGCUUCCGGGCAAGGAUUUCGAGGGCACCGAGCUACGAACCGGUCAACGACUGCACUACAAGCUCAAUGCAUUUGCCACCUUUGUCGUCGCUAUGGCUGCUUCGGCCGGCUACAUCUUCUACAAGGGCCCUGAGAGCUUCACCAUCUUCUACCAGCACUGGCCUGGCCUCGUCUCUGCCGCGCUCUUCAACUCAUUUGCUCAGGCCGUCUACUGCUACCUGAUCUCCUUCAGCGAGGGCAAGCUGCUUGCGCUCGGCGGCAACUCGGGCAACGUGCUGUACGAUUGGUUCAUCGGCCGCGAGCUCAACCCGCGUAUUGGCAGCUUUGACAUCAAGUCGUUCAACGAGCUGCGACCGGGCUUGAUCCUGUGGGCGAUCCUCGACAUUAGCUGUGCCUGCCAGCAGUACGUUCAGCUGCACGGCCGCAUCACGGACAGCAUGGUGCUCGUCUGCGCCUUCCACCUCUGGUACGUUGCCGACGCCCUCUUUAUGGAGUCGGCCAUUUUCUCGACCAUGGACAUCACCACCGACGGCUUUGGCUUCAUGCUCUCCGUAGGCGACCUGGUGUGGGUGCCCUUUGUCUACAGUCUCCAGGCGCGCUAUCUCGCCUUCCACCCCGUGCACCUCGGCAUUGCCGGCACCGCCGCCAUCGUUGGCGUCAACCUGAUCGGAUAUUACAUCUUCCGCGAGGCAAACUCGGAGAAGAACUCGUUCCGUAACGGUAGCAACCCCAAGAACCUCAAGUACAUGACCACCUCCUCGGGCCGAAAGCUGUUGACCUCGGGCUGGUGGGGCCGUUCGCGACACCCCAACUACCUCGGCGACUGGACCAUGGCCUGGGCUUGGUCAUUGCCCUGUGGCUUUGCGACUCCCGUGCCUUACUUCUACGUGGCUUACUUUGCUGUGCUCCUCGUCCACCGCCAGCUUCGAGACGACGAGGCGUGCCGGAAAAAGUACGGCAAGGACUGGGACAAGUAUUGCAAGCUGGUACGCAGCCGCAUCAUCCCUGGUAUCUACUGA
This is a messenger RNA of Sporisorium graminicola, 1503 nucleotides long. RefSeq lists its product as uncharacterized. Lineage: Eukaryota; Fungi; Basidiomycota; Ustilaginomycetes; Ustilaginales; Ustilaginaceae. The transcript has 2 exons. The record is from RefSeq and is a predicted model, not a curated record. Gene Ontology annotation, molecular function: Delta14-sterol reductase activity. Gene Ontology annotation, cellular component: endoplasmic reticulum membrane. Bases 1 to 1503 code for a protein of 500 amino acids. Gene Ontology annotation, biological process: ergosterol biosynthetic process.